Molecule: messenger RNA, 734 nt
Organism: Camellia sinensis
Lineage: Eukaryota; Viridiplantae; Streptophyta; Magnoliopsida; Ericales; Theaceae
Source: RefSeq, a predicted model, not a curated record
CAUGGCAGCCCUGGGCGCCCUUAGGUGGAAAUACCCGAUUUCAGCUUGCUGGGGGGUGGGCCGCUUCCCGGUACAAGAUCUUAUUUGAGGGGCCCGUUGGUAGGGCCUGGUUUCUAGGGGACCGCUUCAUGCGUCAGACUAUGGGCUACCCCGAGCAGAGUGUCCCCGCAGCACCUCCGGUCGACAUGCGGUCCACUGAGGGGCUCACUCCCCAAGAUGUUGAGUCGGCCAUGCUGGGCACUGAUGUACUUCUACAUUUGAAGGAGGGAGAGUACGCGACCUACCGUCAUACAUACUUGAUGCCUCCAUUGGCAGGUGUUCGUACCCCCACGAGGAGACCUGCUGGCAUGCCAUCAUUGAGCCGGGCCCGAGCUGCAGAUAUCCCUUCUACCAGUAAGGCCUAUACAUCUAGAGGUGGGGCUGGACUGGUUCCCCCGAUUCCCCCAACGUAUCAUCAGGCCAUAUGGCCAGCUAUUCCGACUGAGUUGGCAGGAUGGCGAUACGGGACUUCAUACCCGAUUCCGAUAGAGCCCCCUAUGCCCGAUCAUCGAUACGUCAAUGAUCCUGACUCACCACCGCCUACCAGGGAGUAUACGGAGGGGUUACUCGGGUUAGUAGCCUCACUCGAGGGCAUGGUCCUGCGGAGAGAGACGCAGUUGUCCAUUGUCGGUGUCCCGAGCACAUCUGACACACCACAUUUAUGUACUGUAUCUACAUACACCCACCCCUCGUAG